AUGUUAAGACAACUAUUUAAACAAGAAUUAGUAUUUAUACGGCCAUAUACAACAAAGGCCAAACGUAGUUUACUUAAGCAGGAUGAGUCCAAAGUGCCAGUAUUGGAUAGAAAACCUUCCGAUCAGCAUAAGUUACGUGUCUAUGGCUGGGGCUAUCAGGAGACCGGUGCAUUGGGUAAUAUUAUAAAUAUUAAAAAGGCCCAGGAACGUUACACUGCCAUGGUACAUCAUCCAACCCGUAUGCAAUUUUCCGUUAACAAUGAAGUUUUGGAUAUGACUGCCGGUUAUGGAUUUUCCGCUUUUGCUGUUAAUCGAUCGGAUGGUGAGACCUUGUUUGGCACCGGCUUAAAUACCGACUCACAAUUGGGUAUGCAAAUGAAAGGGCAUCCCAAAGAUCCACAAAAUCUCGAUGUAAUCAUUUAUCCAACCCCCAUAAAAUUACCCCGCAUUGAAGGUGAAACCGAUGAGGAUAUGAUGAUACGUUCUAUGUCAGCGGGUCGUGCCCAUUUGGUGGUGGUUACAAAAAAUGGCACCAUCUUUACCAUGGGUAACAAUUCAUAUGGGCAAUGUUGUAGAGAAAUUAUCGAAGAUGAACAAUAUCGAGGAAGUACGCUGAUACACCGUCUAUCGGAAAAAGAUAUUUGUGGCGAGACGGAUACAAUCGUAAAUGUUGUAUGUGGCCAGGAUCAUACAAUGUUUUUGACAAAAUUGGGCCAUGUAUAUACCUGUGGUUGGGGAGCCGAUGGCCAAACCGGUCAGGGACAUUAUAUGACAAAUGGUCGGAUUUCACAAGCCCUUGGUGAUAUAUCACGUGAACAUAUUGUAAAGUUAAGCUGUGCCUCCGAUUGCGUGCUAGCCCUAAACGAUAAAGGUGAAGUUUUCGGUUGGGGUAAUUCCGAAUAUGGUCAACUAGAUGAUUCCGAAGAUGCUGAAAGUCAAAUAAAUUCCCCGCGUCAUUUGUCACUGACCAAAGGAAUUGGUAAAUUUAAAGAUAUUGCUGCGGGUGGUUCAUUUUGUAUGGUCCUCAAUGAAGAGGGUUUGGUCUAUACCUGGGGGUUUGGUAUUUUAGGUUUCGGACCCUAUGUCGAACAAUCCUCAAAACCGCAACAUCUUUUGCCAGCAUUAUUUGGUCGUAAUGAUUUCAGUGAAACCACCUAUGUUACCUCAAUCGGCUGUGGUGUAUUCCAUAUGGGUGCAAUUAAUUCCGAUGGUGAUCUAUUUAUGUGGGGUAAAAAUCGUUGUGGCCAUUUAGGGCUGGGCCAUAAACAAGAUCAAUUUUUCCCUCUAAAAACGGCGGUAAAUGGAAAAGUUACCAAAGUUGCAUUUGGUGUCGAUCAUACUUUGGCCAUGUGUAAACCUUUUAUGUGA
Musca vetustissima is the source of this 1368-nucleotide messenger RNA. Its product is annotated as RCC1-like G exchanging factor-like protein. The record is from RefSeq and is a predicted model, not a curated record. The coding region runs from base 1 to 1368 and encodes 455 amino acids. Lineage: Eukaryota; Metazoa; Arthropoda; Insecta; Diptera; Muscidae. The transcript is spliced from 3 exons.